GGGAUCCCAUGCCCCAUGCAGCAAACCUUGAUACAUCGGCUGCAUUAGCUGCUGCAUCGAGCAAGCUUCAAUUUGCAAUGUACUAACUAAUGUAACUACCUGAGGCGAGCGCACAGAUAAUUACCUGUUCUGCUACCUCUCUAGAACCUGAAAUUGUGCUCUGUAUUUGCUGCAAAGCAUUUCCUGACGCAUUUCCGUGGCCAAAAUAUUUCGCUAUGGAAGCGUCGGUGGCGAACAAUGUGGCCAGCUACCGCGAAGACCGUGCUCACUCGACGUCGGAAGACGACUCCGAUGAUGAGGAGACGUCGUGGAAACGACAGGCAACUGACAAGGCCAGGGAUGCCGCGGCUACAGCCGGGUACGAUUUCUCCAAAUGUGCUGCUUUAGCUGGUGUACCGCAACAACAGUCGCUACAGUUCAGGAAGAAAAAGGUAAACAAUGUAUGGGGUGCUGUAAUCAAUGAGCAGCUGCUCAUGGAGGACCUGGGUCAAGUCUCUGUGGAGUCGUCUCAGAUGGUCAACUGGAAGAACGACCGCCACUGUGAGAGCUAUGACUUCACUCGGAAAGACCUUGACACACGGCCAGACCCCAUCGAGCCGGACGAUCUAUUCGAUGAGGACGGUGUCACUGCACACGACGUUGUUGACAUUCAAGACCCCGGACCUCGCGGCCAGAAGCGGUCAGUCAUGGACCGGCUGGGAGAGCGUGCCUGCACCCGGCCCUCGAGGUCACGGAGCCCAAAGAUUCGUGGAGCUGGAAGGGCACGGCGAUCCAAGUCGGACAGCUCCAAGUCAAGCACGUCUGAAGAGGAUGACGAACCAGUAGCUGAAGUAGCCGCAGACAUAGCAGCGCGACUGGAGGAGACCAAUGCAGAGCUCGUGGAGCGGGUUGUACAAGUCCUUGGUGUUGCACGCUCUCGCAAGCUGCUGGGCAUGACGGAAGACAUUGAAGCAACGGGAGGCCUGCUGAUAAGGGACAAGAGUCGGCGGCGGACGCCUGGCGGUGUGUUCUUCUUCCUGGUCAAAGCUAAUACAACAAAACAAGAAGCGAACAUGGUCUUUGGGGAGGAGAUUCGGCAGCGAGAGCGCAUGCGCAAAAAGUAUCGGAGGGAACAGACCCGUAGGAUCAGAGAGGAGCAUGUUGCUCGAGCAGCGGCAGCGACGCCCGUGAGCGAAGAGACCGAGGAGAGUAAAGAUGCUGAGGAGCCUGAACAGCUGGAAGUAACCGAAAAGUUGGAAGAACCCGACAGACCACUGAAAGAACCCGACAGCGGGUGCGUCGAGGUCGUUAUGGCGGCCGUCGACGACGAAGACCUGGAGGAUGGAGAAAUCGUAGACUGAAUGGGGGGAACAAGUUUAAUGGACACAAUAAAA
Molecule: messenger RNA, 1373 nt
Organism: Rhipicephalus sanguineus (brown dog tick)
Lineage: Eukaryota; Metazoa; Arthropoda; Arachnida; Ixodida; Ixodidae
Gene: Phax
Product: phosphorylated adapter RNA export protein
Exons: 6
Coding region: 216-1340 (374 amino acids)
Biological process (GO): snRNA export from nucleus
Cellular component (GO): nucleus
Source: RefSeq, a predicted model, not a curated record